GGGGUCAGACAGCUCCUCGUGCCCAGGGGCCACAGCCUCGGGAGGGGUAAGAGUCUGGAGAGGAGCUACCUACACUCCCCUGGAGAUAUGCCCAACGCCGACUCCGCAGACAUGGAGGAGGGCUUCAGCGAGAGUCCAGAGGGGCUGGACCAGGACAGUGGCUCUUCCUCCGCUGGUCCAACCCCCAGAGGGCGCUCUGCUGUCAGCAGGAAACACCGCUUUGACCUGGCUGCUAGGACACUGCUGGCCCGCGCUGCUGGUCUGUACCGCUCGGUGCAGGCCCAUCACAGCCAGGCUCGUGGAGAGGGCAGUGCCCUACAGCAGGACACUGGACCUCUGUAUGACUUUAACCUCGACGAGGAGCUGGAGCUGGAGCUGGACGAGGAGACCAUGGAGGCCAUGUUCGGUCAGGACCUGGCCAGCGACACUGACAUCCUGGGCAUGUGGAUCCCAGAGGUACUGGACUGGCCAACAUGGGUGUGUGUGAGCGCAGCGCAGGGUUUUGCUGCUUCCUUUUCCUCGCCUUCACUAAUAAGCAUGUGUGAGACGGAGGAACGAGACGAGGUGGUAGUGUGUGAGUUGUGUGAGGCUAGCGUUGCCAACUUCAACCAGCACAUGAAGAAGAGCCACCCUGGCUGCGGGCGCAGCGCCAACCGACAGGGUUACCGGAGCAACGGCUCCUACGUAGACGGGUGGUUCGGAGGGGAGUGUGGCAGCGGGAACCCCUACUACCUCCUCUGUGGUAGCUGUCGGGACAAACACCUGGCGGUUAAGAGUAAAACCACAGUCCCCGUGUCGGAGAGGUAUAAAGGACUGGCCCCGGACCUCCUGGGGAAGCAGGACAGUGUCUAUGAAGAGGAAUGGGACAUGCUGGAUGUUGAUGAGGAUGAGAGGUUAACUGGGGACGAGGAGUUUGAGCUGCUGGCGGGACCGUUGGGUCUGAGCGAGCGCCGGGUCGUCCCAGAGGCCGUCCAGUUCCCGACAGUGACCCCCUGGGAGCGUCCGUAG
Molecule: messenger RNA, 1008 nt
Organism: Oncorhynchus keta (chum salmon)
Lineage: Eukaryota; Metazoa; Chordata; Actinopteri; Salmoniformes; Salmonidae
Product: probable E3 ubiquitin-protein ligase HERC1
Exons: 6
Coding region: 88-1008 (306 amino acids)
Cellular component (GO): nucleus
Source: RefSeq, a predicted model, not a curated record